This is a messenger RNA of Xenopus laevis (African clawed frog), 2148 nucleotides long. RefSeq names its product caudal type homeobox 4 L homeolog (gene cdx4.L). Gene Ontology annotation, biological process: animal organ morphogenesis; regulation of DNA-templated transcription; cell differentiation. Gene Ontology annotation, cellular component: nucleus. The record is from RefSeq and is a predicted model, not a curated record. Lineage: Eukaryota; Metazoa; Chordata; Amphibia; Anura; Pipidae. The coding region runs from base 196 to 978 and encodes 260 amino acids. Gene Ontology annotation, molecular function: RNA polymerase II transcription regulatory region sequence-specific DNA binding; DNA-binding transcription factor activity, RNA polymerase II-specific; DNA-binding transcription factor activity. The transcript has 3 exons.
UUAUCUCUGACAUCAGUCUUUACUAAGCUGUGAGUGCAGGCACCUGGCCACAGCAUUCUUAGUCAUGUCUAGGAUAUAGGCACCGACCCAACAGAGGUCACUUAUAUAGCCAGUAGAACUAUUAGACACCAUAGUUGAAGAAGUAUUCUUAACUGGGUUGAGAGCAAAGAUGACCACCAAGGAUCUAGUAUAGAGAUGGACAUCACAUGUGGGAGACAGACUAUGCACAAGGACGCUACCAUGUAUCCACUUUCUGUAAGAUCCACCAGCAACAACCACACAGCGCAGAACUACGUCUCCAAUCAACCUUAUUUCAACUAUGUGGCGUAUCAUCAUGUUCCACCUAUGGAUGACCAAGGGCAGCCCUGUGGAGUUUGGGGACCUCAGUAUGGAUCACCGAGGGAGGAAUGGAACUCUUAUGGAGCUGGACCUUCUAACACAAAUAUGGCACAAUCAUCUGAUUUAUCACCUAACCAGUUUGCUUAUAAUUCCUCUGGCUAUAGCUCUCCUCAUCCAUCUGGGACUGGGAUUUUACACUCUGUAGAUUUGACUCAUGCAGCUGCCAACUCACCCAGCGCUCUUAAUCAGAAUUCUUACGAAUGGAUGGGGAAAACUGUGCAAUCGACUUCUACAGGCAAGACGAGGACCAAGGAAAAAUACCGUGUGGUUUACACUGACCAUCAGAGGCUGGAACUGGAAAAAGAAUUUCAUUACAGCAGAUAUAUCACUAUCAGGCGGAAGACAGAACUGGCUGCAAACUUAAGACUAUCUGAAAGACAGGUAAAAAUCUGGUUCCAAAACCGCAGAGCCAAAGAAAGGAAGCUAUUCAAGAAGAAAAUGAACCAGUUUGAUGGCAUGUGUUCUGUACAGAGCGAUUCCAGUUCAGCCAGUCCAAACCCACUUUGUGACUCUGCGGUACAUACGGAUAUGUCAGGCUCCUUAUACCAGCCGCCCCCAAUUGCACUCAAUGGCCUAUAGCAGAGCUGGAAGUGUCUGCAAGCAUGUCACUCUGUCCCAAUGAACUACUAGCCUUGGCAGUAUUAAGUGAACACUGAUCACUCAGACAUGAGACCUACAAGUCAUCACCAUAGUGUGAUUUAUAAAGAAUAUUAUACAUUUGUUCCACCGGAUUCACUGCAACCAUCGGCUCUGUGAUUCAUUAAGCCCUUGACUAUGGAUGGCAAGUGAGAAAGGGUUUGUUUACAAUGAACUGGAGGCCCUUAUGCAGCUGAAGCUAUUUCUGGGAAAUGCACCACAAAUGUGUAACAGUAACUUGGAGCCAUCUAUUGAAAAAAAAAUCAGUGAUAAAACUAUGGACUCGGAGAAGAAAUCCAAAAAGUUCUGUUCUUUAAGUUCUCUUUCCCUAGUAUGAUUGUACAAAACUGGAAUGAAAACGGAACUCUAGUUCUUCCUAUUGUCUUGUUUUUUUAUGUAAGAAUUUUUGGGCAAAAGUUUAAUUUAUUGCUCCAUGUGACCAAUGGCUGCAUCUAGAGUUGGAAACGGCUACAGUCAAACUUGGCAGACUAUUGAGACACGCACAUUGGUAUCAUUUGUACAAAGUUUAAUAGAAUAUAGUUUUAGUUAUUGGGGGUCUGUCAAAGGACAAAGUAAACAUCACACAAUAUAAAAUACAAAUGUAAAUAUUCUAUCUAGGGCAGAGCUGUCCCACUGGUUUCAUGUCCAGGGGCCAGAAUAUAAUAAAAUAAUGAUACCAUACAAAGAAGAAGGAGCAUUUGGGCGGGCUUCGGGCUAUAAUAAUGUCUUGAAGGGUUACCUCCAGCUGGCAGGCCGCAAGCUAUACAGCUCUAAUCAUAUGUACUGACUCUAAAUGGCAUUCACAAGGUAUUAGGAAAUGUGACUGCAGCAGUGAAAUCUAUUUGUGGCUUAGUUUUGCCUAAAUGAUAGAUUCUGAUAAGCUUGCAAUCCGAUUUAGAUAAUGUUAUCUUAAUAUGAACCAGAUAUAGACACUUUCAGAGUGUAGAUCCUUAUGUUUGGGGCACUGCACAAAAUCUGUUUGGCCCAUACACUGAGCAUAGGCUGUUCAUUCAUGUCACAAAAGGUGAGACAAUGGUGUUUUUACUCACUGCACUUGGUUAGGGUUUCCAUGUCUUUCAAUGCAAUUAUUUAAUAAAGAAUAAAUAAGGUUGA